AUGCUACUCUCUUUUUUUCGUGUGUUAUUUUGGUCUGUGUUUUUACUUCCUUGUUUAUUUAUUUAUUGCUCUGAAUUCUCACCUUCUUCCCUUCUUCUCUCGCUUGCUACGAUAGUAUUUGCGUACCCACCCUCCGGUAGUACGAGGCUCCGGCCGCGAGUUGGUAUCGUCCAACUCUCUCUCUCUCUCUCUCUUUCUUACUCUCUCACCCACUCCCUUUAUUUAUUUCUCUCUCUCACUCUUUAUCUCACACUCUUUCUCUCUCUCUUUCAUGCUCUUACUCUAUUUCUCUUUCUCAAUCUCUCUCAUGUUCUCCUUUUUCUAUCGCUCUUACUCACUCUCUUUCUCUCUCACUCACACACUCUCAUUCUCUCUCACUCCCACUAUCUCAUUCUCUCUCACUCCCACUAUCUCAUUCUCUCUCACUCCCACUAUCUCAUUCUCUCUCACUCACACUAUCUCAUUCUCUCUCACUCCCACUAUCUCAUUCUCUCCCACUCCCACUAUCUCAUUCUCUCUCACUCACACUAUCUCAUUCUCUCUCACUCCCACUAUCUCAUUCUCUCUCACUCCCACUAUCUCAUUCUCCUCCACUCGCUCUCUCUCUCUCACUCUUUUUCUAUUUUCUAUCUCUUACAUACUCUCACGCGUUCCCUUUCACACUCCCUCACUCUCUCUCGGUUCCUUUAUCACUUUCUAUAUAUAUAUAUAUAUAUAUAUAUAUAUAUAUAUUUCUCACUCUCUCUCACUCUUUCUCUCUCUCAUUCUUUCUCUCUCUUAUUCUUUCUGUUUUACUUUUCUUCCUCUAUCUUUUUUCUCUUAUUCUCUCUCUCUCAUUCCCUUUAUCUCUUUCUCAUUCCCUUUCUGAUAUUCUCACUUUCUUUCUCAUUGUCUCUCUCUCCCUCUUUCUUUCACUCUUUCACACUCUCUCAUUCUGUCUCUGUCUCUAUUUCUUUCUUUCUAUCUAUCUCUAGCAAUGAGGAUCCUCUUUUUCUUCUUUCCUCGAUCGUUUUCUUUCAUUCUACCUUGUCCCUCCUCUUCUCCAGAACGUUUAACCUUUUCUUUCAUUAUCCUUUUUUCCUCUUCUUCUUCUUCUUCUUCUUCUUCUUCUUCUUCUUCUUCUCUCGAUUGUUUAAACUUUUCUUUCAUUGUACUUUCUUCUUCUUCUUCUUCUUCUUCUUCUUCCCUUUUUUCUUCCCUCGAUUUUUAAAACUUUUCUUUGGUUCUACCUUCUUCCUCCUCUUUUCCUUUUUCUUCUCACGAUCGUUUAAACUCUUCUUUCAUUCUAUAUUCUUCUUCUCCACCUCCUCUCUUUCUCCCUCUUCUUCUUUUUCUUCUUCUUCUUCUUCUUCUUCUUCUUUUUCUUCUCUCGAUCGUUGA
Molecule: messenger RNA, 1380 nt
Organism: Acanthosepion pharaonis
Lineage: Eukaryota; Metazoa; Mollusca; Cephalopoda; Sepiida; Sepiidae
Source: the annotation of a GenBank genome assembly